GGGCGGGGCUUCGUGCGCUGCUCCUCCGCUCGCGGCCGGUACCUCGCUCCUCCCAGCUCGGCCGCCGCCCCCGCCAUGGAGCUCACCCUCAACCGCUCCGAUUAUUUACAGGUGGGAGUGACCUCUCAGAAGACCAUGAAGCUGCUCCCAGCAUCAGGACGAAGAGCAACACAGAAGGUGGUUGUUGGAGAUCAAGAUGGCGUGGUUACCUGUUUUGGCAUCAAGAAAGGAGAAGCUGUGCCAGUGUUCAAGACUUUGCCAGGGCUGAAGAUAGCACGGCUGGAGCUAGGAGGAGCACUUAGCACACCACAGGAGAAGAUUUUUGUGGCUACGGGCUCAGAAAUCAGAGGUUUCACAAAGAGGGGAAAGCAGUUCCUUUCAUUUGAAACCAACCUCACCGAAAGCAUCAAAGCCAUGCACAUCUCUGGCUCUGAUCUCUUCCUCUGUGCCAGUUACAUCUAUAACCAUUACUGUGACUGCAAAGACCAACAUUACUACCUGUCAGGGGACAAGAUCAAUGAUGUGAUCUGUCUCCCAGUUGAAAAAUUGCCUUGUAUCAUACCUAUCCUGGCUUGUCAGGAUAGAGUGCUUCGAGUUUUACAGGGGUCUGAUAUGAUGUAUGAAGUGGAAGUCCCUGGUCCCCCCACGGUCCUCGCCUUACAUAAUGGGAAUGGUGGUGAAUCUGGAGAGGAUCUUCUGUUUGGAACUUCAGAUGGAAAACUUGGGAUUAUUCAGAUCACUACAUCCAACCCAGUCCAUAAAUGGGAAAUGAGAAAUGAGAAGAAGAGAGGAGGCAUUCUGUGUGUGGACUAUUUUGAUAUCGUGGCAGAUGGUGUUAAAGACCUACUUGUUGGUCGAGAUGAUGGAAUGGUGGAAGUGUAUAGUUUUGAUGCUGCCAAUGAGCCUGUUCUCCGAUUUGACCAGGCAUUGUCUGAAAGUGUCACGUCUAUCCAGGGUGGCUGUGUGGGGAAAGAUGGUUAUGAUGAAAUUGUGCUAACCACGUACUCAGGCUGGGUCACGGGUCUGACCACGGAGCCUAUCCACAAGGAGAGUGGACCCGGUGAAGAACUGAAAAUAAACCAGGAGAUGCAGAACAAGAUUGCUUCCUUGCGGAGAGACUUGGAACAUUUGCAAAUUAAGGUGAUUCAGGAAAGAGAGAAAUACCAGCAGUCAUCCCAGUCCAGCACGGCCAUAUCCUCAGUGCCAUCCUUUAGCGUGAAUGACAAAUUCACAUUAAACAAGGAUGACGCCAGCUAUAGCCUCAUCUUGGAGGUGCAAACAGCUAUUGAUAAUGUCAUGGUGCAGAGCGAUGUUCCAAUAGAUCUGCUUGAUGUGGAUAAGAAUUCAGCUGUGGUUAGUUUUAGCAGCCCUGAUACUGAGGCAAAUGAGAACUUCCUCCUCGCCACUUAUCGGUGCCAAGCAAAUACAACACGGCUGGAGCUCAAGAUCCGAUCGAUUGAAGGCCAAUAUGGUACGCUGCAAGCUUAUGUAACUCCAAGGAUUCAGCCCAAAACCUGCCAAGUGCGUCAGUAUCAGAUCAAGCCGCUCUCGCUUCAUCAGAGAACUCAUUUUAUUGAUCAUGAGAGACCCAUGAACACACUGACUCUGACCGGCCAGUUCAGUUUUGCCGAAGUUCACUCCUGGGUUGUGUUUUGCCUGCCUGAGGUCCCAGAAAAAGCUCCAGCUGGAGAGUGUGUGACUUUUUAUUUCCAGAAUACGUUCCUGGAUACACAGCUGGAGAGCACUUACAGGAAAGGAGAGGGAGUCUUUAAAUCGGACAACAUUUCUACCAUAUCCAUCCUCAAAGAUGUACUUUCUAAAGAAGCUACGAAAAGAAAAAUAAAUCUCAACAUAGCCUAUGAGAUCAAUGAAGUAUCUGUGAAUCACACAUUAAAGCUGAUCCACCCGAAACUGGAAUACCAGCUACUGUUGGCCAAGAAAGUACAGUUAAUUGAUGCCUUAAAAGAGCUGCAGGUACAGGAAGGAAACACCGACUUUCUGAUCCCAGAAUAUCGCUGUAUUUUAGAAGAGGCUGACCGGCUGCAGGAAGAGUACAAGAAGCAGCCCGCACAUCUGGAGAGGCUCUACGGCAUGAUAACCGACCUCUUCAUUGACAAGUUCAAGUUUAAAGGCACCAACGUGAAGACCAAAGUGCCUUUUCUGCUGGAGAUUCUGGACAGUUAUGACCAGAACGCCCUGAUCGCCUUCUUUGAUGCCGCCUGAAGUGGAAAAUGCACAUCGAGUGCUCAAACAGCACAGUCUGUGAAAGGGUAUUUGUCGAGUAUAUCACAGAUUAGAUUUAUGAUACUUUUGCACGGUUCGGACUCUGUCUCAAAUGUAUCAUUUGGAUGUUGUCCUGACAUUUUCCAAGAAAUUGUAUUUUUUGUUCGACAGUUCUUUUAAAAAAAAUGAAUAUUUUUUAUUUUCAGCCUAAAAGAAAAGCUAAUUUUUAAUAGUUGUAAAGAUGAUUUAUUGACAUCAACUUCCUAGAAUGUUGAUAUUUGGGAAUAAUAUUCCAGUAUGGCAGGAGAAUUGGUUUUGUAUCCAAACAUGUUUUCCCAUUGGAUCCUUGUGACAUUCCCAGGAAGUAUAAUAGAUCAUUAUUAUACAAUGAGGGAACUGACUCAGGCACCAUGAGAGAGAUUUAGCCCUAUGGGAGGGAACACACAUUUAGAGUUGGCAAGGACUUUUAGACCGUUGCCCCAGCCUCAUUGUUACAGGUGAAGAAACUGAGGCCUACGAGAUUUGCUCCAGAUCACACAGCUAGUAAGUGUCUGAGCUGGGCUUGACCCCUGAUUUUCUGAUACCUAACCUAUGCUUUUCUCCUGUCAGGCCCACCAUGCUCUCUUUGGACAGGUCAUUCCAGUUGGUCUUGCCAUUGUUAUUUUAGUAGUGGGGCUGGUUAUGCUAAAUAAUAAAGUCAGUGGGGUCUUCUGGCUCAUCAUCUGUGGGUCUGAUGACGCACAAGUGAGAGGUGGCACCCUAGCUGUUCCCAGAAGUGGAGGCUGUAGUCAGGGACAAUGAGGAUUGACCCCGUGACUUGGCUCAGGAGCCAGAUGUGUUGUUGCAAAGGUGGGGGAGGGAGGGAAUCUCUUUGCCAAUUAUUUGAUUUCUGUUACUAUUAUAGACCAUUUUAUAGUCUUUGAUGAAAAGUGUCAUUUUUUUAUAGGACACAGACAGUGUGAGAUUAAAUGAUAUUCCUUUUCAGUGAACACCAUUGUAUUAAAGUUCACAAGAAAUCAA
Molecule: messenger RNA, 3243 nt
Organism: Dromiciops gliroides (monito del monte)
Lineage: Eukaryota; Metazoa; Chordata; Mammalia; Microbiotheria; Microbiotheriidae
Gene: BBS7
Product: Bardet-Biedl syndrome 7
Exons: 19
Coding region: 76-2223 (715 amino acids)
Biological process (GO): intracellular transport; intracellular protein localization; non-motile cilium assembly
Cellular component (GO): membrane; axoneme; neuron projection
Molecular function (GO): protein binding
Source: RefSeq, a predicted model, not a curated record